Molecule: messenger RNA, 3678 nt
Organism: Apiotrichum porosum
Lineage: Eukaryota; Fungi; Basidiomycota; Tremellomycetes; Trichosporonales; Trichosporonaceae
Gene: CIN8
Product: kinesin motor protein cin8
Exons: 5
Coding region: 1-3678 (1225 amino acids)
Biological process (GO): microtubule-based movement; mitotic spindle assembly
Cellular component (GO): nucleus; spindle microtubule
Molecular function (GO): microtubule binding; ATP binding; plus-end-directed microtubule motor activity
Source: RefSeq, a predicted model, not a curated record
AUGUCACGGCGGGCUCCAUCCACAGGCCUCCCACGUCCACCAUCAAGGGCCCCAUCCAUCGUCCCUCCAUCACGCUUGUCCAGAACAGCAUCCUCGUCACGUACCGACGACCAACAACACCAUCUCCCCUCCCGCCGCACAACAAACCUCGCUCCCUCAUCCUCGUCCGUCCGCGUCCCUUCCGAUGUACCAGAGAGCAGCAUCCGUGUAGCUGUCCGCUGCCGUGGACGGUCAAGGCAAGAGCUAGAAGAUGGUUCUCCCGCCAUCACCACGACCGAGUCUCCACUGUCCAAGGCCAUCACGGUCGAGACGAUGCCCGGUGCUCCUCCAAGUGCCUUCGGCCCAGGAUCACAGCCAACCACCAAAACGUACCCGUUUGACAAGGUGUUUGGACCCGAGGCGGACCAGACAAUGGUCUUUCGUGAGGUGGCGGAGAACAUGCUCGACGAGGUCUUGGCGGGCUACAACUGUACCAUCUUUGCGUACGGCCAGACGGGAACAGGCAAGACGUUUACGAUGCAUGGCGACUUGAAGCCCACGCCACUUAUGGAGCCGUCCAACGAGGCCGGUAUCAUUCCGCGCGUACUAUAUCGCCUCUUCUCGCUGCUCGAAGCCCAGGACAACACCGAGUACGCUGUCAAGUGCUCGUACAUUGAAAUCUACAAUGAAGAGCUUCGCGACCUCUUGGCGCCAGAGUACAAGGACGGGGCGUCGGCCAACAUCAAGAUUUUCGAGGACGCGUCCAAAAAGGGUGUCACCGUUUCUGGCGUCGAGGAGACGGGCCUGCGCAACCUCAAGGACGGCAUUGCAGUUCUCAACAAGGGUGCGAUGCGCCGCCAGACCGCCGAGACAAGGAUGAACGACCAGUCGUCCCGCUCCCAUUCCAUCUUUACCCUCACUGUCCACGUCAAGGAGACAUCGACAGAAAAGGGCGGCGAGGACCUGUUGCGUAUUGGCAAGUUCAACCUUGUCGAUUUGGCUGGUUCCGAGGCCAUUGGUCGUUCGGGUGCUGAGAACAAGCGCGCCCGCGAGGCCGGCAUGAUCAACCAGUCUCUCCUCACCCUUGGCCGCGUCAUCUCGGCUCUGGUCGACAAGGGCACCCAUAUCCCUUACCGCGAGUCCAAACUCACUCGCUUGCUGCAAGAUUCGCUGGGUGGCAGGACCAAAACCUGCAUCAUCGCCACCGUCUCGCCAACAAAAUCCAACAUGGAGGAAACCAUCUCGACGCUCGACUAUGCCCUUCGCGCCAAGUCGAUCAAAAACAAGCCCGAAGUCAACGCCCACCUCACCAAGGCUGGCCUGCUCAAGGAAUAUGUUGCCGACAUGGAGCGUCUCAAGGCCGAGCUGUACGCCACCCGCGAGAAGAAUGGCAUUUACGUGCCCGAAGACCAGUGGCGCGAGAUGAACGACACGGCAACCAAGCAAAAGACAGACUUCAAUGACGCACGCCAGCGCGUCGCCCAGGUCGAGGUACAGCUCAAGACCCGCAAAGCCGAGUUUGAGACCCUCACUGCGCGGUUUAUCACCACCACCGACGAGCUCGCUGCCGUCCGCGAGGCAGAGCGCCAGCUUGGCAACGCGCUCACCGAUGCCAAGACGGCGGCCGAUGACGCGCGGACCAAGCUCGCAGAGGAACGGGUCGUCAGCGAGGCGUACGAGGUCGGCGAGGAGCGCCUGCACAGUGUGGCAGGGGAGCUGCACGCCGUCGCCGUCGAUUCGGUUCGCGACGUCGGUGGGCUGUUUGACAAGCUUGGCCGUGUCACAAACGUCCUCGAGACCAACACCGACGCUGCUACCCAGUUUGGCUCGGCCAUGCAGAACCUGUCCUCCGACCUCAAGCAGGACAUUGUGCAGCUGCACACGGUCCACGGUGACUUUGGGCGCACACUGAGGAAGGAUAUGGAGGAGUAUGCUGCCAGGGGUCACGAGGAAUCGCAAGAGCACAUGGCCGAGCUGGACAAUGCGUUUGCAGCAUUCAACAACCUCGCCAACUCACUGUCCACGUCCAUUGAGGAAGGCCAUGUGGAGAUGACCGACGCGGCAGCCGCAGUUCUCGCUGUCAAAGACGAGGUGCAGGCGAGCGUGCGUGCAUGGGCCGAGGGCGUGAGUGCGCGCAGCACCAACAUGGUCGACGAGCUCCUGCGCCACCAGGAGCAGCAUCUGUCUGUCGUCGGCGGCGUUCUCGACUCCACCACUCAUCUACUCGACGGCGUCAUCUCGGCCGCAAGAGACAACCUCGCCUCGCAGGCUGCGGCUUUCACUCGCGCAAAGGAAAUGUCUACCUCAGCAACCGACGCCGAGCUCGCUCGUCUCCGUGAGCAAAACACCCUCCUCACCACCCUUCUCGCCGACGAGCAGGCCAAGUCGGCCAAACUCCGCACCGACCUGAUUGGCAACGUUACCCAGAUGAUCGUCGGGUUUACGGACGCCCAGGACGCGAGCCUCAAAACAGCCAUUGGCCGCGUGCAGCAAGGUAACGAUGAGCGAUUGCUGUCCGUCUCGACAUACGCAAACGAUCACGCCGACGUACUUGGUGCCGGGUCCAGCGCCGCGGACGAGUUUAGCCGCCAGCUUGCCUCACAGUCAGCGGCUGUCGAGCGACAGCGCGGGGCAGGGCAACAGGCCCUGGGAGAGGUCACGACCGGUAUGCGUCGCCGACUGGAAGCGUAUGCCGAGUCAACGGCGACCGACGCGCAGGGCCAUGUGGGCAGCGUGGACGAGCAUUGCGAGAGGAUUGGAGACGCGGCAGAGUUGGUGUCCUCGACCGUUGCCAAACGCUCGCGCCAGCAGGCGUCAACUGUAGCUGCACUCUGCGACGAUCUUGCCGAUGCGCACGAGCGCAGUGCCAAGCGCGUCAAGACUGGCGCCGAAGAUGUGACCAGGCUCACGUCCACACUCCUUGCUUCUCACACGUCGAGCUCCGACACCUCGUCCCGCGCCCAGGUCACGGCCCAGCAGACGCUCAAGGCUAUGGCGUCCUCAACCCGCCGGUUCCUGGACAACAUCGAGGUCGACGCGCCCACAGGGUCGACACCACGGAAGCGCGCCUGGGACUUUCCUCAAACUUGGGAACGCACCGAGCCGCGCCACGCCAUUAUCGACAGCUUGCGCCGUGGCGACCGCCCCGAGUCACGGCUACGCGAGUUCCGUCCCGACUCUGCCAUGUCCGCAACGUCGUCGCACUUGGCCUCGAGCACGGGUGACAGUGUCUACGAAAGCGCCAUCAUGGCGCCGCGCCUCAGCGGGACAAGCACCAUCACGGCGCAGUCCGACUCGUCGACCAUCCGUUCCCCGGCCCCAAGCGAGGCCGACAUCGGCGCGGUCAUGUCGUCUGCCUCUCUCUCGAGCCUCGUCGACGAGGACAGCGAGUACCACAGCCACAGCCACACCAUGCCCCCGCCUGCCGCCGCCGUCCGCUCGCCGCCCGUGCCCGCAGGUAUGGGCGGGUUCAUGCGUCCCCCGACCGAAGUGAGGGACAUGACCGCGCCUACCCCGCCCGGCGCGCCGCCAGCCGCCCAGCUCAAUGCGCUGAGGAGGCCGAGCAGGGCCAAGAAGUUUGACAGUUUCGGGCUGGGCGACAAGGGCGGCGGCGCGGUGGAGAGGGAGAGGGAAAGGGAGAGGGCACAGGGCGCCGUGUUGGGUGAUGGCGGAGGCAACAUUCCCCGCCGGAGGCGAUAG